Molecule: messenger RNA, 829 nt
Organism: Trichobilharzia regenti
Lineage: Eukaryota; Metazoa; Platyhelminthes; Trematoda; Strigeidida; Schistosomatidae
Source: the annotation of a GenBank genome assembly
AUACCUGUACCCAAAAUACAGUGUGGAAUCAAACUCUAGUCGAAACGGUAUUAGACGACCUACGUUGGCAUGGUAACAACUGGAGGAUUUUUAAAAUGGAUAAGCCCACAACUAUAAAGGAAGCUAUCAGAAAAUGGGAGGAAAAAACGGGACUGAAGGCAUCUGAAGCUACGGAAGUAAAACUCUAUGCACAGUAUCCACCAAUAGAGAAAACUGAUGCUUCACUUUCUACUUUAGUUAAGUGCGAAAAACUAUCACUGUCGACUAACUGCUUAGAGAAGAUUUCCAACCUCAAUGGGCUAAAAAAUCUUAAAAUACUUUCACUAGGAAGAAAUAACAUAAAGAACUUGACAGGACUGGAAGCGGUUGGUGAUACGCUGGAGCAACUCUGGGUUUCUUACAAUAUUAUUGAGAAGCUCAAAGGAAUCAAUGUACUUAAGAAGCUGAAAGUGCUUUAUAUGUCAAAUAAUCUCGUCAAGGACUGGAGUGAAUUUCAAAAACUGGCUGAUCUGCCAGUUCUCGAAGAUCUUCUCUUUGUCGGAAACCCAUUAGAAGAGAACACUGGUGACAACUGGAGGGAUGAAGCCUGUAAGAGACUUCCAAGGCUAAAAAAGCUAGAUGGGGUACCAGUACUACACGAUGAGGGCGAUGAAGAAGGCUAGCGACGUAUGUAGAAUACCUCUAGGAUAUUAAGCAACAAAACUAUACCUUUUAAAAAACACUAUUAUUCCAAAGUGGAAACUGAACAAAUCAAAUUGAAUAUUGUACCACAGCCAAACAUUUUAAAUAAAAGUUUUGUUUGUAUGACUAAUAUUAGUCUUUGGACGUG